Pseudophryne corroboree (corroboree frog) is the source of this 1722-nucleotide messenger RNA. RefSeq names its product homogentisate 1,2-dioxygenase (gene HGD). The record is from RefSeq and is a predicted model, not a curated record. The transcript is spliced from 14 exons. Gene Ontology annotation, cellular component: cytoplasm. Gene Ontology annotation, molecular function: homogentisate 1,2-dioxygenase activity. NCBI's taxonomy places the organism in Eukaryota, Metazoa, Chordata, Amphibia, Anura, Myobatrachidae. Bases 128 to 1543 code for a protein of 471 amino acids. Gene Ontology annotation, biological process: L-phenylalanine catabolic process.
UUGCUGCGAUGGGGAAUGGAGCUAAGUCUUGGCUGCUUGGAGCUGUUCUGCAUGUGGUCGGGAUGAGUGACCCAAGUACACAGCCGCCUCCUCCUCAUCAUUGUGCAACAGGCCCGGCCCUCUGUGUAUGAUUAAAUGCACAUUGAGUAACUGGUUACAUCUCAGCAAAGUGCUGGCGGCUCAUACAGGAGAAACUGCAGCUCGUCCUGGACACUCGGCAGAGAUGGCAGAACUGAAGUACAUGUCCGGGUUCGGCAAUGAGUUUUCCUCGGAGGAUCCUCGCUGUCCGGGUGCCUUACCUGAAGGCCAGAAUAGCCCCCAGGUGUGUCCGUAUGGUCUGUACGCCGAGCAGCUCUCCGGUUCCGCCUUCACCUGUCCCAGGAGCUCCAAUAAGAGAAGCUGGCUGUAUCGUAUCUUACCGUCUGUCCGCCAUAAACCGUUUGAGGCGUACGGGCAUAGCCGUCUAUCGCACAACUGGGACGAAGUGGAACCAGAACCCAAUCAGCUGAGGUGGAAGCCAUUUGUGAUAGAGGAGAAGAAGCGAGACUUUGUGGAUGGGCUGCACACUCUCUGCGGAGCCGGUGACGUCAAAUCACGCAAUGGAAUCGCCAUCCACAUUUACACCUGUAAUAUCUCUAUGACUGACAGAUGCUUAUACAACGCUGACGGUGACUUUCUGAUUGUGCCUCAGCAGGGAAAGCUCCUCAUCCUCACUGAGUUUGGGAAGAUAUCGCUGGAACCCAAUGAGAUCUGUGUAAUCCAGCAAGGGAUGCGGUUCAGCGUGGAGGUCUUCGGAGAGUCCAGAGGGUACGUCCUGGAGGUGUUUGGAGUCCACUUUGAGCUUCCAGACCUGGGGCCUAUCGGGGCCAAUGGCCUGGCCAACCCCAGAGAUUUCCUCACCCCUGUGGCGUGGUAUGAGGACAGGAUGGUGGCCGGUGGCUACACAGUUAUCAGCAAGUACCAGGGCAAGAUGUUCUCAGCGUGGCAGGAUUUUUCCCCCUUUAACGUGGUUGCCUGGCACGGUAAUUAUGCCCCCUACAAGUACAACCUAGAAAACUUCAUGGUCAUUAAUUGCGUGGCUUUCGAUCAUGCGGACCCCUCCAUCUUCACAGUACUAACGGCGAAGUCGUUGCGGCCUGGGGUGGCCAUUGCAGAUUUUGUCAUCUUCCCUCCGCGUUGGGGAGUGGCCGAUCACACAUUCCGCCCACCUUAUUACCACAGGAACUGUAUGAGUGAAUUUAUGGGGCUGAUUAAGGGUCGGUAUGAGGCUAAGGAAGAGGGCUUCCAGCCUGGUGGGGGGAGCCUGCACAGCGCAAUGACCCCACACGGACCAGACGGCGACUGCUUUGAGAAGGCGAGCCAGGCCACGCUGGUGCCCGAGAGGGUGGCUGAUGGGACUAUGGCUUUCAUGUUCGAGUCUUCCCUGAGUAUGGCGGUGACCCGGUGGGGGCUGGAGACCUGUAACCGCCUGGAUAAAGAUUACUACCGCUGCUGGGAGACUCUGCGCAGCCACUUCACCCCCACCCAGCGGAGCAAGAAAUGAAGGAGUUAACGCGCGCCGGGGGUCACACAUCGGCAGCCAGUUAUUAGAGCUAUACUGGUGCAAUCUUAUGUACCAGCCCCCUCUGUUAUUACCCUGUCUUAUUACUGUUUUGUUCCCAAUUGUGAAGCACAGCGGAGAAUGCUGGCGCUAUUUAAAUACACGUUAAUAAUUAGAUGAUA